This is a messenger RNA of Trichobilharzia regenti, 228 nucleotides long. The record is from the annotation of a GenBank genome assembly. Lineage: Eukaryota; Metazoa; Platyhelminthes; Trematoda; Strigeidida; Schistosomatidae.
AUGAAUGCUCAAAAUCAUUCAAACAAAUCACUCCGACAGUCUCGUCCUACAUUAAAAAUAACCAGUAAAAAGGACAGUGAUGAGAUAAGUCUGAAUGAAGCCUUAAAGUUUCACCCAAGACAAAUACUAAAGCUUCUGGAGAUUGGAGGAACACUGGAAAAUAAUGUGUAUCCUAUAAAAAGAAACCUCCCGUCGAAUCAAAGAAAUGAACCAAAUCUAAGAUAUUAA